Sesamum indicum (sesame) is the source of this 1191-nucleotide messenger RNA. Its product is annotated as desiccation-related protein PCC13-62. NCBI's taxonomy places the organism in Eukaryota, Viridiplantae, Streptophyta, Magnoliopsida, Lamiales, Pedaliaceae. The record is from RefSeq and is a predicted model, not a curated record.
UCUAUAAAUGCAAGAAAAGCAACCUGCAUGAUUUCAUUUCAUACUACCUACAACGAAGAAGUUGAAACCAAAGACCAACAACUAGCACAACCACUUCACCUCCACAUCAAUGGCAUUCUUGUCCGCUUCCACCACCUCAACCACUGCCGCAUUCAUUGCACUCCUCCUCCUCCACCUUCACGGCUGCUCCGCCCAAGCAAUACCAAACUCCGACGUUGAUCUCAUGGAAUUUCCGUUGAACUUGGAGUACUUGGAAGCAGAAUUCUUCUCUUAUGGCGCUUUCGGAGGAGGAGUGGAGACCGCCGCUCCCAAUCUGACGAUGGGCGGCCCGCCGUCCGUUGGGGGUCGGAAGGCCUGCCUUACCCCACUCAUAAGAGAUAUCAUUGCACAGUUUGCACUCCAAGAAUUUGGACAUUUGAGGGCAAUUCAGAAGACAGUGAAAGGAUUUCCACGCCCACUUAUGGAUAUAAGUGUGGAAUCAUUUGCGACUGUGAUAAACAAUGCAUUCGGACAGCCUUUAGCGCCUCCAUUUGAUCCAUAUGCUAAUGACAUCAACUAUCUUAUUGCAUCAUACAUCAUUCCUUACGUUGGACUCACCGGAUAUGUUGGUGCAAAUCCCAACCUUCAAAGCCCCAUUGCCAAAAGGGUCAUAGCCGGGCUUUUAGGAGUGGAAGCGGGCCAAGAUGCUGUGCUGAGGGCAUUACUCUACGAGCGUGCUUUCGUCAAAGUAUGGCCGUAUCCUUACACAGUGGCGGAAUUCACCUACAGGAUUUCAAACCUUAGAAAUCAGCUUGGGAAAGAUGGUCUGAAAGAUGAAGGACUAGUAGUUGUACCGCAAGUAGGCGCUGAGGGUAGAGCUUCCGGCAACGUGCUUGCUGCUGAUCAAGACUCAUUGUCUUAUGGUCGAACGCCUGAAGAAAUACUCAGAAUCGUGUAUGGAACUGGGACGGAGAAUGUGGCCGGGGGAUUCUUCCCAAGAGGUGCUAAUGGUAGAAUAGCCAGAUCCUAUUUGCACCUUUGACGUCCAACAUUUGAUGUGGGAUUGGGUUUCAGUAUUAUGUAUGUGUACUGAAAUGGUGGAGAAGCAUACAUAUAUAAUAUGAGUAGUAAAUAAACUGAGAGUUGUGUGUACUUCUUCAUCAUUUUAUCCAUUAUGUGAAUAAAAUUGUGGUAAUCCUCACCAACCAUAAA